This is a messenger RNA of Lathyrus oleraceus (garden pea), 894 nucleotides long. RefSeq names its product membrane-anchored ubiquitin-fold protein 3. Lineage: Eukaryota; Viridiplantae; Streptophyta; Magnoliopsida; Fabales; Fabaceae. The record is from RefSeq and is a predicted model, not a curated record. The transcript is spliced from 4 exons. The coding region runs from base 281 to 637 and encodes 118 amino acids. Gene Ontology annotation, molecular function: protein binding.
ACUACUUGCUAACAACAACUUAAUCAACAUUUUUAAAUUUAUUAUCCUUUCAAUUAAUUUAAUCUUUAUUUUAUUUUUAAGUUCACCACCAACAACAACAGAAGAAAAGAAAAAAAAAGCAUUGAACAAAAACGAAGUCAAAUCAAAAUCAACUUUGAAAUGAUUUUACUGUGAUCAAAUCAAUCCCAAUAAGGAAUCGAAGAAGUAGAAGAAGAAAAAUUAGGGUUUGAGUAAGAGGAAGAGUAGAGAAGAAUUAGGGUUUGAAUCAAAGUGAAUUCAAAUGCCGGAAGAGGAGUUGGUUGAUAUCAAGUUUAGGUUAUACGAUGGUUCUGAUAUUGGACCAUUUCGGUAUUCUUCUGCUGCUACUGUUGAUAUGCUGAAGCAAAGGAUUGUCUCUGAUUGGCCUAAAGGCAAAACAGUCCUGCCAAAGUCAGCAAAUGAAGUGAAAUUGAUUAGUUCUGGUAAAAUCUUGGAAAACAACAAGACUGUCGGUCAGUGUAAAGCACCAUUUGGCGAUAUUGCGGGGGGAGUUAUAAUCAUGCAUGUUGUUGUACAGCCAUCUCUAGCAAAAUCUAAAGCUGAAAAGAAGAUUGAUGAUUCAUCCAAGAAGGUUGUCUGUUCUUGUUCUAUAUUGUGAAGACAAUUUGUGAGUUGGAGAUGCUUUCAUCAAAUCACUUGUGAACCACAGAAACCACCCGUCUGAACAAAAUCAUUCUGUUUUCAGCAUUCCUGUGUAAAGUUCGUAUACAAGAAAUUAUAUGUUUAUAGAAAGUUUGUGUUAAUGGUGACUUUUGUGAAGACGAUGUCAUUCUUUUAUUACAACGUCUAAAAAGAUUGAAAACAAUGUAACCAACCAUUGAUUGCUACCAUUAUGCAUGAUGUUUUCACUUUGCA